UGCCUUGAGGAAAAACCCUGCCCCUCUUGGGGAAUUAUCCUGAGUCAUAGCUUUGGGCUGGGGCCAUGGGAAAAAAACUUGGUUGUGUAGCCGAGAAGGCAGCCCUUUCCUAGGAAGGCCUGGGAAAGUGGGCCAAGGACUAGGGAAAAGGCACAAAGAGUCAUGGCAGAGACUCGAAGGCAUGGUUGAAUCCCGGAGACAACUCCAUUUAAGUGGGUUGUCAGUGUGGGAGCACUAGUCUGUUUUAUCGGCCAACAGGAUCACAGCUGUGGAUCUAAGACCUUUGGGGUGCUUGGAGAGAGAAGAGGGAGGGCUUUAGCAAACGAGGGCUAGGCUUGGCCGGCUGACUAGCUGGGCGGGCCUUGUUCAGGAGGCAGGCCUAUGGGCGGACCCAGGCAGUUUCACUUCCUGAGCCACUGCUGCCAGCAGCAGAACCAACAGUGCCUUGCUGCCUGCUUCUCGGCUCAGCAUGGGCUCACAGGCCCUGCCCCACGGUCCCAUGCAGACCCUCAUCUUCUUGGACCUGGAAGCCACUGGCCUGCCUUUCUCUCAGCCCAAGGUCACAGAGCUGUGCCUGCUGGCUGUCCACAGAUAUGCCCUGGAAAACACCUCCAUCUCUAGGGGGCAGCCACCUCCAGUGCCCAAACCGCCCCGUGUGGUGGACAAGCUCUCUCUGUGCAUUGCUCCAGGGAAAGCCUGUAGCCCUGCAGCCAGUGAGAUCACAGGGCUGAGCACAGCUGAGCUGGAAGUAAAUGGGCGUCAAUGCUUCGACGACAACUUGGCCAACCUGCUCCAAGCCUUCCUGCAGCGCCAGCCACAGCCCUGCUGCCUUGUGGCACACAAUGGUGACCGCUAUGACUUUCCCCUGCUCCAGGCGGAGCUUGCUAUGCUGAGCACUAGCAGUCCUCUAGAUGGUAUCUUCUGUGUGGAUAGCAUUGCUGCCCUAAAGGCCUUGGAACAAUCUAGCAGCCCCUCAGAGCAUGGUCCAAGGAAGAGCUACAGCCUGGGCAGCAUCUAUACACGCCUGUAUGGGCAAGCACCAACGGACUCGCACACUGCUGAAGGUGACGUUCUAGCCCUGCUCAGCAUCUGUCAGUGGAAGCCACGGGCCCUGCUGCAGUGGGUAGACAAACAUGCCCGGCCCUUGAGCACCGUCAAGCCCAUGUAUGAUACUGCAGCCACUGCUAGACCAGCCAGCCCAAGGCCAUAUGCCGCCACAGCCACUACAUCCUUGGCCACAACCAACUCAAGUCCCAGCCACGGCAGGAGCAGGCGACCCAAGAAUCUUCCUCCAGCAAAGACUGCAGAAGCUCCAUCCCAGGAGUUGCUGGCCCCACUGAGCCUGCUGGCCUUCCUGACCUUGGCAGUAGCCAUACUGUAUGGACUCUUCUUGGCCUCACCUGGGCAGUAAGCCAAGAAGGAAAAUCUGACCAAUAAAGACCCCCACAGCACUGACUAGUA
Molecule: messenger RNA, 1461 nt
Organism: Peromyscus californicus insignis
Lineage: Eukaryota; Metazoa; Chordata; Mammalia; Rodentia; Cricetidae
Gene: Trex1
Product: three prime repair exonuclease 1
Exons: 2
Coding region: 470-1411 (313 amino acids)
Biological process (GO): DNA catabolic process
Cellular component (GO): cytoplasm
Molecular function (GO): 3'-5'-DNA exonuclease activity; nucleic acid binding
Source: RefSeq, a predicted model, not a curated record